Lolium rigidum is the source of this 2451-nucleotide messenger RNA. Its product is annotated as pentatricopeptide repeat-containing protein At2g01390-like. The record is from RefSeq and is a predicted model, not a curated record. Gene Ontology annotation, molecular function: protein binding. The transcript is spliced from 2 exons. NCBI's taxonomy places the organism in Eukaryota, Viridiplantae, Streptophyta, Magnoliopsida, Poales, Poaceae. The coding region runs from base 1 to 1656 and encodes 551 amino acids.
AUGCUCCGCCGCCCUCGCCACUUCCUCCCCGCCAAACACCGCCGCCGCCCAAAGCCCCAACCCAAGCAGCCCGCCGAGCCCCCCACCCCGACCUACACCCGCGACAUCGUCCGCCGUGUCACCAACAUACUCCGCGACCACCCCUGGUCGGCGGCGCGCCCGCUCCUCCUCUCCCUCCCGGGCCUCGUCUGGGACUCCCACACCGUCGCCCGCGUCCUCAAGACCCACCCGCCCCUCCAAAAGGCCUUCCUCUUCUUCCGCCUUGCCGCCUCCCCCGCCGCCGACCCCAAGGCCGCCUUCCGCCACGACCGCUACACCUACACCUCCAUGCUCCACCUCCUCGGCGAGGCCGGCCGGGUACCCGCCAUGCUUCGCCUCCUCGCCGAGAUGCUGCGAGCCGGGGUGGACCCCGACGCCGCCACGUUUACCACUGUCAUGCACUGGCUCGGGCGCGCCGGGGACGUGGACGCCGCGAUGAGCGUGUGGGAGGAGAUGCGCUCUCGCCGGGGCCGGUGCCGCCCCACCCUCGUGAGUUACACGGCGUGCGUCAAGAUCCUGUUCGACGCCGGGAGGGCGGCCGAGGGCAAGAGGGUGUUUGAGGAGAUGGUGGCCGAGGGGCUGCGGCCCAGCUGCACCACCUACACGGUGCUCAUCCAGCAUCUCGCCGACGCAGGAAAAUUCGAAGCUACUCUAGAAAUUAUGAGUGACAUGCAAGAUGCAGGAGUAGAACCAGACAAGGCACUCUGCAAUAUUCUAGUCCAGAAGUGUUCCAGGGCGGGGGAGACAUCAGUGAUGGCCUUCGUUCUCAAGUACAUGAAGGAGAAACUCAUCGUUCUUCGUAGACCUAUUUUUCUGGAGGCACUGGAAGCUCUAAAAGCUAGUGGCGAGAGUGAUAAUCUUCUCCGGGAAGUGAAUCCUCACCUUGCAUCCGAAGGCAUUGAAUGUGACCAAACAUUUUCUCAUCUAGGCUACAUUACUGACAGAAACACGAUUAUGUACCUUCUGGCUGCUAGAAACUGGUCUGCUAUCGAACAAAUGACAAAAGAACUGGCCACGAGAAAUGUGAAGUUUGAAUCACAUAUCCUAGCUGAUAUAAUUCAGGCCAGCUGUGCAAACUGCAGGCCAUCAUGUGGGCUCGCAGUUCUGCAUUAUAGUCUAAGAGUAGGCAAUGAACUGGACAGAUCUGCAUAUAGUUGCCUUCUUGGUCAAUACAUCAGAAGUGAUUCGUUUGAUUUGGUGCUUAAGAUUGUUGAAGGAUUGAUUAAAUCUGGCUGCAAUCUUGGAUCAUAUCUGUUAUCAGUCUUAAUACUAAGACUAGGUUGUGCUGGGCAUUCUUCAUACGCGGCAAAGAUCUUUGGGUUAUCGUCUGCAGACCAGAACGUGACUACCUACACUGCCCUUAUGAAUGCCUAUUUUCAAGCUGGCGAAGUUGAUAAGGCUCUUAAACUAUGGUCACAAAUGAAAACAAAUGAGAUAUCAGCUUGUGCAGGUACAUAUGAAGUACUAAUAUAUGGCUUACAAAAGGCUGGGCGGAAACAUGACUCGGAACAUUACCGAAGAGAAAGAAUGGAGAUGCAAUGGCAUCGUCAGUACUGUGAUGAGCAUUCCCCUGAAGAUAGCUUGUGUAACCAUCUCUUUUGUGGCUUUCAUGGUUAGAAGAUGGUUUGCUGGGCGAUGUUCACUUCUGUUAGCUCAGUUUAUCCAGCUUCAUGUUUAGUCCCAGAUUGAAGGUAUAAAUGGGUUUCCUGAUAUUUUCUUUGACACGGAGCUGGACACUCAACAUGUGAUUCCUUUUUCAUAGCAUGGAUAAGAAAGUAUAACAGGCUGAGCCCGUGGGAAAGAAUCUCUUUGGGGUUACAUGAACAAGGGAAUGGUGAAACUAAAUCAAAAGAGUUGCAUGAAGGAUUGCCGAAUUUAAUGACCUACAAGAUGCAAACUGACUCUUCAUGUUAGUGAUGAUUGCUGAUUUAAAGUGAUAAAAUCCAUUCGAGAAGAACCGUUAAAGGGUGUAACAGGAAAGCAUGUAAUUAGAGUACUAUGGAUGUCAAGAAGCAACCGAAAGUCUGGAAGUUAAAUGUCCUUUUGUAAUUUAAGGUAAUACAUCCUUAACAAGCUUGUAACACAUGUUUUGUACUAAUUAAUCUACUCCCUCCGUUCACUAAUAUAAGAUGUUUUAGCUUUUUGUAGAUAUCUUUUUUGGUAUGUAUCUACUCUACUUUCAGUGUGUAGAUUCACUCAUUGUGGGGUGUAUCUAGUUCACUUCGAAAUGUCUAAAACGUCUUAUAUUUGUGAACAGAGGGAGUAGUACUUAGGGAGGUAUGUCCCAUGCUGUGCUUGAAUUUUCUAUCACAAUCUUCUUUUGUUCAGACCAAAUCUAACUAUCGACAAUAUGGAGUGCUCCCCUUUUCUUGUCUUGUAAAAAUUAUGGCUGGCUGAUUUUCUGUAAAUAUU